Molecule: messenger RNA, 1497 nt
Organism: Lathyrus oleraceus (garden pea)
Lineage: Eukaryota; Viridiplantae; Streptophyta; Magnoliopsida; Fabales; Fabaceae
Exons: 1
Coding region: 1-1497 (498 amino acids)
Source: RefSeq, a predicted model, not a curated record
AUGGCUGAACAAGAACAAGAGAGCGCCCGAGUUAGAGCUGAACUAGACGAAAUCAAAGGAGGCAUGUCCCAGAUGCGAGAGAUGCUGCAAGCUUUAACCUUCAGGUUUGAGAUUCCGCAAGCGACCGUGAUUUCAGAGACCACGGGCCCAGCAGUGGAAGUCCCACCUCAGAGGACAUUACCCUCAACCUUUCCUCCAUAUGGGCUACCCUAUGACUUUGUCCCCCGAGCGGAGGUGGUGCACGAAAUGGGGCAAUCUGUCCAACAAACUGUGCCAUUACCAGUUUACACCGACGCACGUCCAGUCAUCCAUACUAUGGUUCCACCAACCGCCUAUGCUAGGCAUGUUCCUCAUUAUGAAGAUCAAAACCACACGUAUCAGACUGUUGACUCAACUGUUGCUGGUGACGAAGUAAGGUUUGAGGACUUCAGGGAGAUAAAGGAGAACAUGCAGCUCCUUGAGAAGAAGUUCCGAGAUCUAGAAGGAGACCACGUCUUUGGAUCUGCUGCCAAAGAAAUGUGUCUUGUAUCCGGAUUGGUGAUUCCAGCAAAAUUCAAAACUCCAGACUUUGACAAAUACAAGGGGCACACUUGUCCAAAAAGCCAUCUCAUCAUGUAUUACCGCAAAAUGGCUGCACACGUGGAGGAUGACAAGCUGAUGAUCCACUGUUUUCAGGACAGCUUGAGUGAGGCUCCUUCCAAGUGGUAUUUGAGUUUGGAUCAGAACAGGAUCAGGUGUUUCCAAGACCUAUCAGAUGCGUUCAUAAAACACUACAAAUACAAUAUGGACAUGGCACCUGACAGAAGACAGUUGCAGAGCAUGUUUCAGCAUGACAAGGAGUCCUUCAAAGAGUACGCUCAGAGAUGGAGGGAAUUGGGUUCUCAGGUUGAACCACCUCUUGUUGAGAAAGAAUUGGCCGAACUGUUUAUCGACACUGUCCAACCCCAGUUCUACGAGAAGAUGGUUGGAAGUGCUUCUUUGGGAUUCUCCGAGCUUGUUGCUAUAGGAGCUCGUGUUGAAUAUGGUGUAAGGAACGGAAAACUGGAGGCUGUAGCUGGAACUUCAAAUGCUAAUCCAAAGAAGUUCUCUGGAGGGUUUCACAGAAAGAAGGAAGGGGAAACAAAUGUUGUGACUGUUGGUCAAGGAAGAGCUCCUCCAAGAAGGAGACCACAACAAUAUCCACCUCAGCAGUAUGUUCAACAACCAAUUCCCUAUCCGCAACCCAUGUAUCCCAUCCAGUACGCUCCUCAACCGUACAUAGCUGCUGUGACGCCUGCGUUCAAUCAACAGCCUUCUCAGGCUUAUCAAGCGCCUCCAGCUUAUCGACCAGCUCCAGUUCAACAACGUGCUGUGGCUCCGCCAGCUUAUCAACAAGCACCGGCAGCUCCUGUUUAUCAACAACCGAGAGUGCAAGCGCCGAGGCAGAAGGCUCAGAACCAAAAUAGGAGACAAGGGGAGAGGGCGACCUUCAAUCCAAUCCCAAUGUCCUACACUUAG